Parasteatoda tepidariorum (common house spider) is the source of this 3785-nucleotide messenger RNA. RefSeq lists its product as uncharacterized. Gene Ontology annotation, molecular function: zinc ion binding. Lineage: Eukaryota; Metazoa; Arthropoda; Arachnida; Araneae; Theridiidae. The record is from RefSeq and is a predicted model, not a curated record.
GUAACUGACCAAUGGCAUUCGCAUUGUUUUUUAUCCGCGUAUUUUGUUUUUGUUUUCCAAAAGAAAUAUGAAAUUAAUAAUUGUAUUUUUCAAAUAAUGACAGGCUGUAAUUUGUAAGCUUCAUAAUUCGUAAUUAUUGUAGAUGAUUAUCAGUUCACUUUCUUUAAUGGAGACUGUGACAGAAUUAGAAACUUCAUUGCAAACUACAAUUAAUUUGUCAUCUAGCGAAGCAGACGAUAAAGAUGUAACAUUUCAGCCUUUGAAAAAAAAAGCAUCCGGUAAAUCGAAAUCGACGAUCACUAAAGUUCCUAAAAAAGUUCAGAGGCGUGGGCGUAAGGGCUUUGAUAGAAUUUCAAAAAAUCUUGCAAAGCGGUAUGAUGAUUUAUAUGGAGUUGAUGAGUUCACUGAAGAUGAUGAACCAAAAUUUUCAACUAAUACAAAUGAAGCAACACAUCUUUUGCCAGUGGUGGAAGUAUUAGACAAGUACAAUUUCCAAUAUGAAAUUAAGCCUGAUGUAAGUAAACAACAUGAUGAUAUUUAUUUACAAGACCAAUACAUGAAUAAAUUUUUCAAAUAUUAUCCAGAAUUCAUUUGUGUGGACUUACUUUGCGAGAUAGUAAAUUUAGAAUUGAACUUGUAUCUGAUUUUAAGUGCAGAUUCCAAUGGCCAUUGUGAAAUAAUUGCUGCUGGUUUAUUUAAAUCAUGUGAAUCUGGUUUAGAAUGGUUUUGUGAUGUUUUCAAGAAACAUAACUUGAAUUGGCGGAAAAUAAGAGUUAUUAUGUCCGAUAAAAAAGCUAGAAAUAAUGAAAUUUUGAAAGGCCUUUUCCCAGAAAAAUUAGUUUUUAUAUCGUUUUUUCAUUCAAUGAAAGCAUUGAAAAAAGAUCUCUUAAAUCUUGAUUGUAAAAUGACCGACGAAGAUAUUAAUAAAGUUGUUAAAAUUUUUGAACAAAUGAUAUUUUCAUAUGAUGAAUCAAAUUAUUCAGAGUUGCUGAAACAGCUGAAAUCCAUGCCACCUGCUGUCAGCACUUAUUUUCGGAAAACUUGGCAUCAGAAAAAAGAUUCAUGGGUAUUAAAUAAUCAACUGUACUCUAAAAUAUUUUUGAAAUCUUUUAACUUUUAUUUGAAUGUGAUGAGAAAGGUUAUUAGACCUGUUAUUAGCACUCUCAAUUCUGUUGAAAGCGUCAUAAAAUCUCUUUGUUUUAGCAUUGAAAAAAUGAGAUUGAAAAGAUUCAAAAACUUCACAGCAAUAUUUUCUCAACCUUCAGCCCAUCAACAAGCUAUUACCUAUAAAUAUUUAAAAGUGUUAACUGCCUAUGCAGUUGAACUUGUUUCUGAACAAAUUAAUUUUUCUUUAGAAGUGAAAAACCUUAAAAAGUUGGGCUCUGGUAAAUACAUUUGUUCAUCCGAAGAUAUUGUUACAAUUAAUACAUGUUCUUGCAGCUUUUUUCAGUUGCUCCUUUUGCCAUGCUCUCAUAUUUUCAGCUUAAGAAGAUUACUUUCAUUACCAUUGUAUGUUGAAUCUAUAUGCUCAAUACGUUGGAUUUCUUCAACUUAUCAAAGAACAUACUGUGAUCUGCAAAAUAUUUUUUCAAUAAAUUUUGAAAAAACCUAUCCUGAAAAACCACUUCAUUUUGACAGUUUCCAAAGAUGCUUUAAAAUUAGUGCUGAUUUGUGGCCAUUGCUGGUAUUGUGUCCUGAAAAUGUUUCUCGAGAUCAUAUCUUAAUGUUUCAAACUAUCUUAAGAGCCUGGAAGAAUGGUUUAAAAGUUAGUAUUAAAACAGAUGUACAAAAAGAAACCACAAAUAAUUCCAUCAUUGAUUCAUCGAAUGAUAAUUGGAAGGAAUUGUAUGGUAUUUCUUUAAAAGAUAUUUUGGAUUCUGAUAAUGAUUUUUCUGUUUUACCAUUAAAUUUAUAGUAAAGUCAAUGUUUAUUUUAGAAAAUUUCAAAUUUCGUGGAGAUUUUUGUUAUACUUUGUUCCUCUUUAAUUUUGCCGCACUAUAAAAUGUACAGUCUUCAUCCUCAGCCAUUGUUAUGAAAAUCUGUAGUGUGCCUAUUUAACAUAGUUCACAACCAAAAAAAAAAUUUAAAUGAUGUUUUGUCUUUAAGUUUGUUUCAUUUUACAUAUUUAUAAAUUAAAAAUAUAUUUAUUGCAGAAAAGCUUGUAAAUUUAAUUAAUAAAAUUUUUAAUUCUUUUGAUGUACAUUUACAACUUUAUGCACAUUUAGAUAUUUUAAAUUUAUAAAUAACCUAGAACUGUUUCUGAAAGCGUGCUGUUAAAUUUCUUGUCUUUUACAAUGCUGCGAAGUUUAGUUGGAACAAAGUACAAUUGCAUUUACUGUUAUAAAUUAAAUUUUUAUGAUAUUUGAUAUGAAUUUAUUAUAUAUUAUAAAUGUAUGUAAUAUAUAUUUAAGUAUUUACAAAAAUAUUAUAUAACUUGUUACUAUAGUUUAUUUUUACAUUUUUAUUAAACGUUAGAGCAAGUAACUCUGAGUAGUUAUUUCCUUGCAAAAAGACAACUAUUAUUUCUGUAAGGGAAUUUUUUUAAAUGCCUUACAAAAGGGCUGUAAAAUAUUUUUGUUAAUUAUGAAAAGCAAAUUACAUAUACUUUUGAAUUUUGAAUCUGGACAGAAUAAAAUUUUUAUUUUGAAUGACUACAUUAGAAUUGUUUUUGUUUGAAAACAAAUUAUCAGUGUUAGGUUUGAGUACUAAUUGUUGAGAUUAAUGUCUUAUUUAAAUUAAGCUUAGUUUCUGUUUAGGAUAAUGUAAGAUUUUCAUUCUUUAUUAUUUUUUUAAUUCAUUCAGAAUUCAUAAUUUUUUAUGUAAUUCUGGAUUAUAAGCUAAAAUUUAUUAUUUGUGAUAUUUAAGUAUUGAAAUUGUCUUGUAACAAAAUGUGUGUUUAUUUUCUAGAAUUUAUUAUGUUAAAUAUAUUUCUAAUGAUCUUUUUUAAUUAUUUUAUGAAGACUUAAUCUAAGUAUUGAUUUUUUGAUUGAAUGAUUGAAAAUGUUAGUUUCUUUUUGAUAUAGUUUCACUAAAACAAGAGAUUAAAUUUUAUAUUUAUGAUGUAAUUUUUUAUUUAUUUUUAAUUUCACUGCCUUUAAAUAAGUUCUCUAGAGCAAAAGCAUUUUUUAAUAAAGAAAGGUUAUGUAUAUAUAUUAUAUUAUGUAUAUAUAUAAUAUUAUGUAAAAUGAUUAAUUAAAGAUACACUUAGUUGUUACUUUUAAUUAAAAAAAAUUACCAUCUUUUAUGUUUUAUUGACUUUGAUAAUGUGACAUGUAUAUUCUAUUAAAUAGUACUAUGCCAACUUACAGGUUUCUUUAAAAUGUUUGAUGAAAAUAUACUUAGCAAUAAUUUUUCUCAUGCUAUUUUUAUAGAUUUCAGUGUUUUUUUAUUAGAAAAAAAAGCUUUUGAUUUCAUUUUUUAGUUAAUUAACAUAUUUUUGAUAGAGGGAUUAUUUUGGCAAUCAACGCAUUUAAUUGAUUUUUUCCAAUUUUUUUAUCAAUGUUUUUGUGUUAAAUCAAGAUUUUUGCUGCACAUUGUGCUUGACUUUUUAAACCUUUAUUUUUGAAGAAUAGGGAAAUCCCAUUUAUAAUCUCACAAUUGUAUAAUAUGACACAUACCUCAAUGACACUGAAGUGUAUCGAGGCAAAGUUUGUUUUUUUUAAUCUGUAGAACUUUAAUUUCUUGAAAAUAGGAAAAGCAAUGAUCUUAUUCAAGCCUUUCAGAACUUUACCAUUAUAUUAAUUAUAAAUUUGAAAAUUUCAGAAAUAAAUUCUGAUGCUUUUAAA